Molecule: messenger RNA, 1085 nt
Organism: Melitaea cinxia (Glanville fritillary)
Lineage: Eukaryota; Metazoa; Arthropoda; Insecta; Lepidoptera; Nymphalidae
Product: methylosome protein 50-like
Exons: 6
Coding region: 14-1015 (333 amino acids)
Biological process (GO): oocyte axis specification
Cellular component (GO): methylosome
Molecular function (GO): protein binding
Source: RefSeq, a predicted model, not a curated record
CACGUGGAACGACAUGGAAAACAGUAACAAAAUUAUACCACCGCAUUUAAACGCCGAAGUUUACAGAACAGAUGCAACUGGAACAAGCACUAUAUCAUAUUUUGACUAUAUUCGUUUACAUCCCGAUGGAACAAUGCUGGUGGGAUCUUCAGAACUCACAGGAAGAUAUUGGAAUGGCGCUGCUAGUAUUUUUCAAAAAAACUCUGCUGACAAUAAAAGCCAUAAAACACUAAGGAAAGACAUAUAUUUAACUAAUGGGUCAGCAGAUGGCUGUUUCACUGAAAAUUCUCGCAAGAUAUUUCUUGGUGAAGAUGAUGGGGCUGUAAGUAUAUGGUCAAGAAUAGAGAAUGAUGCGUGGAAUCUAUGGAACAAAGAUUUGUCAGUGGCUGAACAUGACGGAGCUGUGAUGAGUGUAGAUUGUUUAGUUCCCAACAAAGAGUAUAUAACUGCAGGUGCAGACGGGAAUAUUAAGGUCUGGGAUACAGUAGAUUUAAUCUGCAUAAGAAACUAUUCAGCAGCCCACGGUAAAUCUGUCCAAAGUGUUUCUGUUCGACCUUAUUCAGAAACAGUGUUUUCAUCAGGCUCUUUGGACUAUUAUGUGUCUAUGUGGGAUGAUAAUAUUGAUUCAGCAGCUUUAGAUCUAUUCAAAAAUGAUUGUGGUAUCCGUUGUUUGCACUGGAUUGAUGAGAACCAUUUGAUUAUUGGAGAUGAAGCAGGAUUUAUCAGUUUGAUAGAUGUUAGAAAACCAGGAGAGGCAACAAAACUUAUUGAAUUUCCUGCCGCAGUUCAUAAGAUUGUUGUACAACCUAAAUGUAAUAGGCUUUCUGUGUGCUGUGAUAACAAGAUUGUGUCCGUAUUUGGAAUUAGUGAAGAUUUGAAACUCAGUUUAAUCUAUGAAAACAGAAAUUUACACAGUAAUUUUGUAAGGGGAAUGGUAUGGGACAGUGAUGACAGAAAUGUAUUACACACAGUUGGUUGGGAUGGCAAUUUGAAGACUCACAAACUGCCUCAUUAAUUCAAUAUUGCUAUUUGACAUAAAUAUAUUUUUAUAAAACAUUCUUUUUUUAUUAAAAGUAUAUUGUCUA